AUGAAAUAAUUUGUUAACCCAGUUUUUCAACCUCUAGAUCAUUCCAUAUCAAUGAGUCAUCGUAGAACUGAAUACAUACCCAAGAUUCCUCAACCAACAAUUGGACAGGAGUUGCCAUGUGAUUUUGAAAAAAUAUUUUCAUCAGAAACAGACAUUUCAUCUCGGCUGAAUGAUAGCAUGAUAUAACCAUUUGAUAAUAGGAAUUUCUACAUUGAUUAAUCUCCUGCUUACAGAGGAACCACAGAGAGCUAAUUCCACAAUAAUACGCUCACUCUAACACAAGUAGUUGACUAGAAAAAAUAUAAUUAAGAAAUCAUCAAGUAUUCUGAUGAUGAUAGUUUAAUUAAUUCUUCGUUUUUUGGUGUCCUAAAUUAGGAUGCUUUCUAAAAACCAUUAUAACAGAUGGAUUCAAUUUACAGAAAACUUGAAGAACCAAGUUAAUUUAAUCAUAAUACCAAAAAUGCCCAAACACUUUGUGAUGAAGAAUUAAGAGCCGAAUUGUAAGAUCAAGUUUAAGAUCUCCACAUUAAUAAUAAAUUUAUUUCUCCUACACUUUAUUAACCAUUUAGUUAACCGAUACAAGAUAGUUCCAAUAGAAUUAAUAAUUUCAACAAUACCAACAAGUACUCAACCAUACAAACUUAUGAAAAUAAACCUAUUGAUGCAUACAAACCAUAUGAUUAAAAUUUAAGAUAAUAAUCCAAUUUACAGUAGCCAAGUUAGUAUACUUUACAGGGUAACGAACAAAUAAAGUACAAUUCAACCUCAUAUAACAAUAAUUAUCCAACAUCUGUUGAAACUAAUAUGAUCAUUUAAAAUACACCUCCAAGAAGUAGGUUCGUAUCCCCAACCUUAUAGAAAUAAAUAGAAUAAAAAUAGUAUUCUGAAAUUAAAUAAAACACUUAUAACAAUUCCAAAACAGAAAAAUUAAGAAUUAACAGUCCUGACUAAUUUGAAACCAUAAAAAUUACUGAAAUUGUCAACGUUGAAAACUCAUAAAAUUAAUCUCUAACAUCACCCUCGCCUUCUGCACCAGUCUUGCCACUAAGGCAUUCAAGCUUUAUUAAUAAAAAUUCUGAACCUUUAGCCAAUAAAAAAAAUUCAGAUGUUUAUUACUCCUAAAUGGUCUAACCUAUGACAAAUCAAAAAGUAUUACAAAGAACUAUUGUAAAUAAAGGUUAAGAUAAUAAUGAAUAUGUAUUAGAUGCUCAAUUAUAAUAAUACUCUAGAAAAAUUCAGUCUCCGCACAAAAAUAACAUUAUUUUAGACUAAUAAUCUGAAUUAUAAAGUAAUCGUACUUCUUAACAACAGAUUAUUAUUCCUUAACCUCAAAAAUAAAUCUAUUCAGUUUAAUCUCCUACUUAAUUACCUCAAUCACCAAAAUUAAUAACGAAACAACAAGAAAGGUUGGAUCAAAAGGAAUUGUUUUUAUAAGCAGAGAAAGCAAUAAAAUUUUAAAGAACUCAACCUAAAGCUAUUCUACCUGAAUGGUAAAAAUAAUCAAAUUAAAAGGAUACUAAACAAACACAACAAACAAAUCAAACAUUCUCAAAGAAUAAUGGCAAUAAAUAAGAUGAUUUACAAGUAUUAUGCGUAAUAUGUGAAGAUCUUAUCCCUUUUGAGGAUGUAGAUUCCCAUUCUAUUAGAUGCUUAGCAAAAUCUAAGCAAUAAGCAAAAACUCAAACUGCUCAUACUUUAAUUCUGAAUUUGAAUCACAAAUUGGAACAAUUAAAAUAGAAUAUCAUUAUAUAAUCUAAGUAGUUAGGAGAUGAUUUGGUGAAUAGCGAGGAGAUAAUUGGUUGCAUUACAAAAAUCAUCUAAUGUUCUUAUAAUUAUAAGAAACUCAAGUAAUAUAAUGAAUUAUUGGGUUAACAAUAUCAAAAGUACUAAUAAAACUUCGAUCAAAAACGAUUUAUUAUGAUCCUUACAUUGUAAAGGGUCUUAGCAGUGUCAUAAGAGAAACAGUUAAAAUUAUAAUUCGUUGAAGAAAGCUAAAAUAAUUAAAUGGAAGAUGAAAGUUUUUUAUAUAAUGAACUUAAUAGAUUAAAUAAAUAGGUCGAAAUAGAAAAAGCUAAUUUAGAACAAGCCAAAUUAGAAUAAGAAUUGUUUAAGAAAAUUUAAAAGGAAGACCUUGAAAAUAUGAAGUAUUUGAGAGCAUAAUAUUUGGAAUAAAACGUAGAUAAUGAAGUGCUUUCUUAAAUAAACUCGGAAUGGGAUGUAAGGAAUCCUGAGACAAAAACCAACAGAAUCUCUAAUAGUAUUGUAUCGGAUAUUUAAUACUAAAGGGAUUUUGAUGGGAUGGCAGUUCGAAAAGAGGGAAGCAGUCCAACAAUAAUUUAAAAUGAGGUUACACAAUUGAAUAUUAUUUAGGAUUAAAAAAAAGCAUUUUAUUAGUUAGCCGUCUAGAUAAAAUUAAAUCUACCUCAUAAUCAUCCAGGAAAAAACUUAUUACUUUAGGAUGCCUAUGAGAAGGCUGUAAAUUUAAAAGUACCAAAGGUUGGAUGGGAGAUGUUUAUUAUUGAAGAAAUUAGAAAUAUCUAAUAAUGA
Messenger RNA from Paramecium tetraurelia, 2547 nucleotides. RefSeq lists its product as uncharacterized. The record is from RefSeq and is a predicted model, not a curated record. The transcript has 2 exons. NCBI's taxonomy places the organism in Eukaryota, Ciliophora, Oligohymenophorea, Peniculida, Parameciidae.